AGUUUUUAGGAUAACUUGAAAUCCAUUUUACAUUAUUUAAGGUCCCCGCUUAUAAGUUUACUUCACAUUACUCCGUACUCCAUAAGAAUUUGUUUGUGAAUUUGUAAUUGUUUUUUUUUUUUUUUUAACAACCAAAUUUGUAAUUAGUCUAAUAGUCUCUGAUUAGUGGGUUUCCUCAAAUUAACCAAGGAUGCCGGUCCAUGCCCAAAUUAGCCAAGGCUGUCGGUCGAAUCUAAUCCAGGCCAAUUAGUUUCCCACAUAGGAGCAGCUGUGUAACGGUGUACGAACUCACCACCAAAUUUCACAAAUCACUGUCACCAAUUUUCAAUUCCCACAAUUGAACAAUUUGUAACAGUCAUACAUACCCAGUACUCCGUACCAUUUACCAAUCCUCUAAACUUAACGAUCCAAAUAAAAUUGAAUUUCAAGCAGAUUUCAGAAACAGCAGACUCCAUCAGAUUAUGUCUUCUGUGAUCUUUUCUCUCUUCUCCAAUCACUGAGUAAAGGCCAUGUCUUUCUUCAAUGGCGUCGAGCAGAGGAAAGACCCUAUUCAAUUGAUUCAAUUUGAAGAAACGUUUCAGAGAUUGGAAGAGCUCAUUCAAAAGACCGAUUCUGGGAAUACCCAAAUGGAUAGUUUGAUUAAUCUGGAAUACCCAGAUGAGGAAAUUGAUCAAAACUGUGAAAUUAUUGAUGGGAUUUUGAUGAAAUUCGCAGAAAAUGAGAAUUUGGAAAGUAAUUCUGUUGAUGGUCCUAUUAUAUCUCAAAUAUUUGCAGUAGGAAGAGGAUGCACAAAGAAGAUGAGUUUGAUGGAAGUGGCUACUCUUUUCCAAAAUUAUGAUAAAACUGGUGCAUCAGUCCUUGAUCUUCAAGGAAGGCUUAUGGCUGAAGUUGAGUGGCUUCCUUUAUCACUUGUGAAAUUGUCAAAUUUAACUGAAAUUGACAUAUCGAAGAACGAAAUUAUGGCUCUUCCAUCAGAUGUUGGUAACCUCAAGGCGUUGAAGAAGUUUGACAUCCACUCGAAUCAACUAAUAAAUCUUCCAAGAUCAAUUGGAGAGCUCACGAAUCUGACUGACCUUGAUCUUCAUGGGAAUAGGCUGAAAUCUUUGCCAGCUUCCUUUGAGAAGUUAGUAGGCUUAGUCAAUCUUGAUUUGAGCUCUAAUUUCUUCACUCAAUUGCCUGAUUCAAUUGGCAACCUGAGCUCAUUGGAGAAGUUGAAUCUUGACAAAAAUGAACUCGAAGAGCUCCCUAGUGCAAUUGGCUCGUGUAUGUCUCUGGUGGUGUUGCAAGUAAAUUUCAAUCAGUUGAAUUCUCUUCCUGAGGCGAUUGGGAACCUUGCGAAUUUGGGGAUUUUGACAGUCCGCUAUAAUAAAGUGAAGAUUCUGCCAGAAACAAUGUGCAAUCUUCAAAGCUUAGAGGAACUCAAUUUGAGCUUUAAUGAGCUCGAAUCAGUCCCUGACUGCUUAUGUUCUAUGGCGAGCUUGAAGAUAUUGAACAUUGGGAACAACUUUGUUGAUCUCACAUCCUUGCCAAGCUCAAUUGGAAACUUUGUAAUGCUAGAGGAGUUGGACAUAAGUUAUGAUCAAAUCAGAGUUUUGCCGGAUUCUUUCAGGUUCCUAUCAAAGCUGAAGGUGUUUCUUGCUGAUGGAACACCACUUGAAAUUCCCCCAGAGAUUAUUAAGCUGGGAGCUCAGGCUGUCGUUCAGUACAUGGCUGAACUUGUCGAUAAAAGAAACAGGUUUCCAAACCGCAUACUGAAGGGAAGAAGGGGAUUAUGGUCCUGCAUCUUGUCUUGUUUUUGCCUUGAUGAAGUAAUACCAGCGCAAAGGAACUAAUCAAGAAAACAUUAAACCCUGUACAAUAGCCGCUUCCAUGUUUAUCUGUUUUCCCCUUUUCUUCUGUAUAUUCAAAUGUUUGAACACUUAAAACUAAUGCUGUAAAUAUGUUAUAGUGAAUAAUAAGAGUAAACAUGGUGAUAAAUUCUAAUGCA
This is a messenger RNA of Chenopodium quinoa (quinoa), 1987 nucleotides long. RefSeq names its product plant intracellular Ras-group-related LRR protein 5-like. The record is from RefSeq and is a predicted model, not a curated record. Bases 510 to 1832 code for a protein of 440 amino acids. NCBI's taxonomy places the organism in Eukaryota, Viridiplantae, Streptophyta, Magnoliopsida, Caryophyllales, Amaranthaceae. Gene Ontology annotation, molecular function: protein binding. The transcript is spliced from 3 exons.